GAUUCCUGACUUCGGGGAGCCCUCGGCUGUGAGCUCGACCCUCCCAGAUAACCCAUUUCGCCCGGCGGGUUACAGCGGGAAGGGGAGGAAAAGCGCAGCUGGACGGGGGUGGGGCAGAGCCUGGAAACCUUCGGGAAAGCACAGGGACACGCUCGGGACACGGGCAGAAGGAGAAGACUCACUGGACUUGCCUGCCGGCCCUUCAUCUCCAGAAAGAUUCUGGGUGUUUUCUACCCUUUAAAGUCCUCAGCAUCUAGGGUUUUGUAAGGAGCUCUCAGCUGGCUUCGCGCGUGUGUGCGUGUGCGUGUGCGUGUGUGUGUGUGUGUGUGUGUGGUGUGGCUGCGCGCGCCCAGCUGAUGCUUUUGACUGUCUUUCAUGCAACUGCCCAGAAGCGAACGCGUUAGCUCGGCGAUGCCCCUCCAAAGCCCGGUUCUGGGCGAGCACGGAGGACGCCCAGCCCCGUUUCCCUUGCAGGAUUCGCCGCGGCGGCCGGGCGGGGGAGCCUGGAGCGUGCAUCCUUUCAGACCGGGGGUUGGCAGGAGCCAGAAGUAACCCGUUUCUAGGUGCACCGCAAGGUCACCACAGGGUCCUGCAGCCCUUCUCCGGCGGGGCCCAUAGACCUUCGUGCGUGGACCCCACGGAUAUUUGCCUUUUGCUCCGCGGCAUCUGAAGCCAAAAGUUCAGUCCUCUGAGCUGCUUUUCUGCACAAACGAGGUAACCCGGAUUGCCUUGCGAACUGCUUAACGAAAUCCCGGCUCCUCCUCAGUCGGUUCCCGGCUCCCUCCUCCCCACCAACAUGUCACCAGCUCUUGAAUUACACGGCUUCGGGUUGGAGGAGAACUUGAAGGAAGCGUGAUCCAAAGGCUAUGCCACCCCGCUCUCUGGGCUACCCGCCAUCCGGUCUGGUGGGCUUCGGAACCCUGCGUGAGGCGGACCGGUCCCUCCCUGCUUCUUCUUCCCCGCGCGGAGCUGAGUGUGCGUGUGCAAGUGUGAGUGCGAGUACGCGCGCGCCCGGCUGUGAGAGUGUGAGUGUGUGAGAGCGCGAGCGAGUGUGUGUGUGUGUGCGUGUGUGUGUGUGUGUGUGCGCGCGUGUGUGCGUGCGCGGCCGCCUUGCCUCUGCCCGCUCCCCGGGCGCGGAUCCGCGGGUUUCAAGGGGCGAUCGCCGCGGAUCCCCCACCCAGCGCGACCUACGGGCAGCGGCGGCAGUGGCAGAAGCCGCCUCUCCGACUCCCUAGGAUGCGGGUGCUGAGCUAUGGCAAAGGGCAGCGAAGUGACGAGCGAGACCCGCGAACGACUGUGAAAGCCACCUGGAGCCACCUUGCCGGGAUUGUACCUGCGGGCAGAAAGUCCUCCUACGAUCGCCUUUUCCCCUAGAGGCACCAGAGUCCCUGUCACCAUUCAGCCAGAUGGUGAGAAGAUAUGUAGUAGGGAGCAUCCUUCUGCCUAACACCUGCAGAAUCAGCUGGGGAAAUGCUUUCACCCUGUUGGUCUUCUGAAGCAGCGAGGCAGAGUGCUGACUCCUUCCCAGCGGCGAAGACCCCUUCAGGCUCCAGAAGCUCUUCAGUCUGAUUCUACAAUGGAAAACCUUCUUUUUUAUCUGGUUUUCAUUGGCGUCGCAGUGAGGGCGCAGCUCUGUCCAAAGCGCUGUGUCUGUCAGAUUUUGUCCCCUAAUCUUGCAACCCUUUGUGCCAAGAAAGGGCUUUUAUUUGUUCCACCAAACAUUGACAGAAGAACUGUGGAACUGCGAUUGGCAGACAAUUUUGUUACAAAUAUUAAAAGAAAGGAUUUCGCCAAUAUGACUAGCUUGGUGGACUUGACUCUAUCCAGGAAUACAAUAAGUUUUAUUACACCUCAUGCUUUUUCUGACUUAAGAAAUCUGAGGGCUUUGCAUUUGAAUAGCAACAGAUUGACUAAAAUCACGAAUGAUAUGUUCAGCGGGCUUUCCAAUCUCCACCAUUUGAUUCUGAACAACAACCAGCUGACUUUGAUUUCUUCGACGGCAUUUGAUGACGUCUUUGCCCUUGAGGAGCUGGAUCUGUCCUAUAACAAUCUAGAAACAAUUCCUUGGGAUGCUGUUGAGAAGAUGGUUAGCUUGCAUACUCUUAGCUUGGAUCACAAUAUGAUUGAUAACAUUCCUAAGGGGACCUUCUCCCACUUGCACAAGAUGACUCGGCUAGAUGUAACAUCAAAUAAAUUGCAGAAGCUACCACCUGAUCCUCUCUUCCAGAGAGCUCAGGUACUAGCAACCUCAGGAAUCAUAAGCCCAUCCACGUUCGCGUUAAGCUUUGGUGGAAAUCCUUUGCAUUGCAAUUGUGAAUUACUGUGGUUGAGACGUCUGUCCAGAGAAGAUGACCUAGAGACCUGUGCUUCUCCUGCACUAUUAACUGGUCGCUAUUUCUGGUCAAUACCUGAAGAAGAGUUUUUGUGUGAGCCUCCUCUGAUUACUCGCCAUACACAUGAGAUGAGAGUUCUGGAAGGUCAAAGAGCAACACUGAGGUGUAAAGCCCGGGGAGAUCCUGAGCCUGCAAUUCAUUGGAUUUCUCCAGAAGGGAAGCUUAUAUCAAAUGCAACUAGAUCGCUGGUGUAUGAUAAUGGAACCCUUGACAUUCUUAUAACAACUGUAAAGGAUACAGGUGCUUUUACCUGCAUUGCUUCUAAUCCUGCUGGGGAAGCAACACAAACAAUGGAUCUUCAUAUAAUUAAACUUCCGCACUUACUAAACAGUACCAACCAUAUCCAUGAGCCUGAUCCUGGUUCUUCAGAUAUCUCAACGUCUACUAAGUCAGGUUCUAAUACAAGCAGUAGCAAUGGUGAUACUAAAAUAAGUCAAGACAAAAUUGUGGUGGCAGAAGCAACGUCAUCUACAGCGCUACUGAAAUUUAAUUUUCAAAGAAAUAUCCCUGGGAUACGGAUGUUUCAAAUCCAGUACAAUGGUACUUACGAUGACACUCUUGUUUACAGAAUGAUACCUCCUACGAGCAAAACUUUUCUGGUCAAUAACCUGGCUGCUGGAACCAUGUACGACUUGUGUGUCUUGGCAAUAUAUGACGAUGGCAUCACUUCCCUCACGGCCACAAGGGUCGUGGGUUGCAUCCAGUUUACGACGGAGCAGGAUUAUGUCCGCUGCCACUUCAUGCAGUCCCAGUUUUUGGGAGGCACCAUGAUUAUUAUUAUUGGUGGCAUCAUUGUAGCAUCUGUGCUGGUUUUCAUCAUCAUUCUAAUGAUCCGGUAUAAGGUUUGUAACAAUAAUGGGCAACACAAGGUCACCAAGGUCAGCAAUGUUUAUUCUCAAACUAAUGGAGCCCAAAUGCAAGGCUGCAGUGUCACACUGCCCCAAUCCAUGUCCAAACAAGCGGUGGGGCGUGAAGAAAAUGCGCAGUGUUGUAAAGUUGCCAGUGACAGUCUGAGCCAGCCUUCCGACACUUGUUUAAGUCAGGAUCCCUCGAGCACUACCUCUGCUUUGCCUCCUACCUGGACUUCAAGCACUUCUGUGUUACAAAAGCAGAAAAGAAAGACUGGCACGAAGCCAACCACCGAACCACAAAAUGAAGCUGUCACAAAUAUUGAGUCCCCAAACACUAACCGGAACAACUCCACUGCAUUGCAGUUAGCGAGUCGACCUCCUGAUUCUGUGACAGAAGGACCGACGUCCAAAAGAGCACAUCAUUCAAAGCCAAAUGCUUUGCUGACUAAUGUUGACCAGAUUGUCCAGGAAACACAGAGGCCGGAGUUAGUCUGAAGAGCACCAUGUCUUCUCUGUCUCCUGAAAAAAAUUACUACUGAUAUUUUUACCGGAUACAAGUUUUAAAAAAGUUUCAAUUCACAAGGAUAACUGUUGGACUGGUGUCCUAGAAGAAAUUUUCCACAGGAGCCACCGCAGAAUUUUCGGAAACCGGCAGAUAUGGCUCUAUCAGAUCAUGAUUCAUCCCCCUUUAAAAUACAUUUUUUUUCUGACCUACAAAUAUUUUUUUUAAAGAAAGAUGAAAACAGCCUACAUUGGCAUCAAGUUCUGUAUCAAUCCAUGUUACAUCACCAUCCAUGAUUUAACAGACUGUAGAAUCUUGAAUAAUCUAUAUCACUUUAACAAAUAAAUG
Messenger RNA from Echinops telfairi (small Madagascar hedgehog), 4094 nucleotides. RefSeq names its product leucine rich repeat and fibronectin type III domain containing 5 (gene LRFN5). The record is from RefSeq and is a predicted model, not a curated record. Gene Ontology annotation, molecular function: protein binding. NCBI's taxonomy places the organism in Eukaryota, Metazoa, Chordata, Mammalia, Afrosoricida, Tenrecidae. The transcript has 6 exons. The coding region runs from base 1577 to 3739 and encodes 720 amino acids.